Messenger RNA from Halichondria panicea, 1724 nucleotides. RefSeq names its product transcription factor YY2-like. Gene Ontology annotation, molecular function: DNA-binding transcription factor activity, RNA polymerase II-specific; RNA polymerase II cis-regulatory region sequence-specific DNA binding. The record is from RefSeq and is a predicted model, not a curated record. The coding region runs from base 42 to 1601 and encodes 519 amino acids. Gene Ontology annotation, biological process: regulation of transcription by RNA polymerase II. Gene Ontology annotation, cellular component: transcription regulator complex; PcG protein complex; chromatin. Lineage: Eukaryota; Metazoa; Porifera; Demospongiae; Suberitida; Halichondriidae. The transcript is spliced from 6 exons.
CUCAUAAUCAAGCAGCCAUUUUUGAAGUUGCCAAUUUCAAGAUGGCGGACUCAGACGUUGAAAUCAAUGUUGAUGACGUUUGUGGCACAGAACAUGGCGUAGAAGUUGAAACUAUCCUUCAAGGGCAGGCGCCAUUGGCUACCUCAGCUCACGAGCUGGAUUUCAUGGUGCAAGAAGAAGUGGAAACGACUACAGAGGGAGACACACUACCUGUAGAGCUGGAUCCCGUCGACAAUGUCAUCAUUGCUUUGCAAGAAAGCGACGAGCUUGGAGGCGGCGGACAUUUUGGAUUAAAAAAUGGCGACCUAGAAUUAGAUGAACCUUUCAGUGACUGCUUACAAGACUCUCCCAGCUCAAGUGCUUUGAUUCUUGGCAAGAGAAGGCGUGGACCUAACUGGAGAAGCUCCAAAGGCAAUGGCUCAAGUCCUGGGAGGAAAGGAAAACAAAAGAAAAGCAAGAAAGGUACUUUUCGUUUUAGUGAUCGUCAAAUACCUACUGGAUUUUCUGGAGGGGUAACUAAAGAGCCUCGGGAGGUGAAUGAAGUGAACUUUGAUCCUGAAAAGAUCCCCCGGAAAUGGCGAAGGAAAAAAAUGCCAAUCCGAACAGUAGACGGGGGAAGCUUUGCCGUGAGCAUGUGGUGUCCUGAUGAGAAGAAGAAACUGUCGGGCAAAUCUGACGAUUUCUUUGAGUACACGCGCGGGAAGAAGAUACCUCCUGAGGGCAUUCCUGGCUAUGACUUUUCUGACCCUGAAUCCAUCGUUGAGUUCACCAGGAAGACUAAGUUACAGAGACGUAGGGACGCCGACGGUGUUGAGAGGACCAUCCCCUGUCCCCACAAAGGCUGUAGUAAGAUGUUCAGAGACAAUGCUGCCAUGAGGAAGCAUCUCCACACCCACGGACCUCGAGUGCACGUGUGUGCAGAGUGUGGGAAGGCAUUUGUUGAGAGCUCCAAGUUGAAGAGACAUCAGUUAGUUCACACUGGGGAAAAGCCCUUCAUGUGCACUUUUGAGGGUUGUGGGAAACGUUUCUCGUUGGACUUUAACCUUCGUACCCAUAUUCGUAUUCACACUGGAGACCGACCCUACGUGUGUCCUUUUGAUAACUGCAACAAGCGGUUUGCUCAGUCCACUAACCUCAAGUCUCACAUGCUCUCUCACGCCAAGCAAGUCCGGGGAACACCUGGUAAGGAUGAUGGUUCCCCUCCUGGCAUGCCCUCCUCUCCUGUCCCUCUGUCCCUGGCAGUCUCCCCCGUCAAGUCUCUCCUCUCCUCUGCCAGAACAGGCACCUCUGCUAAUGACAUCGCCUCUAGAGGUGGUGUGAUUGCGCUCCCUAUUCUCUCCACCCUCACGCCCACCAGCUCAUCUGUGACCUCUGACCUUGUAGAGGUCACAGAGGUCAGCUCUGGACUCAGUAACGACAUCCCAUCAUUUAGUGACAUCACUACAACGUACAGCAUCAUAUCUGACCCGACCACACCCCUCACAAGUCUCACAUCGUCCACAGCCCUCGAGAGUGUGUUCAAUGAGCCAGUGAGGAGUAUGGUGACUAGUGCUGUCAUGACAACCAGUGACAUCACUGUGGACUCUGUACUCCAGAGCUAAGACAAUGACUGCAUAGCUACUUUUUAAUUUGAGGUGUUUUUUUGUAAUCAUUCCUCGUAAUGUUGCAUGCAUGCAUAUCUGAAUUGGCAAUCACUUGGCUAUAAUUAUUGAUGUUAUAACUGG